CAGGUGUCACAGCUUUACUUGGGACCUGACUGAAAACGUCAGGGAAAGUCCACCUAAAGCCACACCUGAGAAGAAACUACAAAAAGCCAUCAUUCUGAGUUGGUUCACUGCUUCAGCUUUCACGCCGUUUCUGUCCUUCCUUUGAAGACUACACAGGCAUGGAAAAAUACAAGCCUCUGCUCUGCAUCGUCUUUAUGACUUUGUCUUGGGGAUGUAUUAGGGUCUUUGCUCAGAAUACUACGGAUGGUUUGAGCACUACGCCAGCAGGAAUGCCUUUACCUGUUUCCAGUGACAUUGUUACAACUUCUACCAAAAAUUCUGCAAAGACUACAAUCCACAGUGUGACAACAGGUAUAGCUCAAAGAAUGACAGCAAGUUCAACCCAAAGUGUGGCAGCAGGUACAACCCAGAGUGUGGCUGCAGGUACAAUACAGAGCAUGGCAGCGGGAACAACCAAGAGCGUGGCAUCGGGUACAACCCAGAGCGUGGCAGCGGGUACAAGCCAGAAAGUGGAAGCGGGUACAACCCAGAGCGUGGCAGCGGGAACAACCGAGAGCGUGGCAGAGGGUACAAGCCAGAAAGUGGAAGGGGGUACAACCCAGAGCGUGGCAGCGGGAACAACAAAGAGCGUGGCAUCGGGUACAACCCAGAGCGUGGCAGAGGGUACAAGCCAGAAAGUGGAAGGGGGUACAACCCAGAGCGUGGCACCGGGUACAACCCAGAGCGUGGCAUCGGGUACAACCCAGAGCUUGGCAGCGGGUACAACCCAGAGUGUGGUAGCAGGUACAACCCAGAGUGGGCCAGCAGGUACAACCCAGAGCAUGGUAGGAGGUACCAGCCAGAGUGUGGGUGCAAGUAAAACCCAGAGCGUGGCAUCGGGUACAACCCAGAGUGUGGCUGCAGGUACAACACUGAGCAUGGCAGCACAUACAACCCAGAGUUUUACGAUGUCUGCAACUCAGAGCGUGGCCGCAGGAACAACCCAAAGCAUGACAAUAUCUACAAUACCAAGCAUGGCACAAACAACCCAAAGCUUGACAAUAUCUGCUAUCCCAAGCGUGGCAAAAACAACCCAAAGCGUGACAAUGUCUGCAACUCGAUACGUGGAACCAGGUACAACCCAAAGCCUGGUUGCGGGUACAAGCCAGACCGUUACAAUGGCUGCAACCCAGAGCAUGGCAGGAGGUCUAACCCAGAGCACGACAAACAAUUCAACGCAGACUGUGGCAGCAGGUCCAACCCACAACACCCUGGCAGGGAACAACUCAACAUAUCAGCCCACCACAACAACAGCUCCCCCUGUGUCACCAAACGUCACUGUGGAAACUCUUCCAGGGAAUGUUUCCAGAAAUGAGUGUGGAAAGACACAACUGUGUGCAGCAGAGCCCCCAGAAUGUGACCCAUCCAAAGACAAAUCCUGCUUUUUUCUUGGUGCCCAGCAGAAGAACGGUCAAAACUUUAACUUUGCACUCUCAGGACAGACUGAUGGUUAUAUUGCAGCAACUGUGUCAAAUAAUGCCAAUGGGAAGGCAGUUACCUAUAUCUGUGCCAACGAAAACAAGGAAGUACGAUUUCUUACCGCCAUCUUGGAAAAUGACGUGCUAAUAUUUAGAAAUCUCAGCGUAAACUCUGUGAAGGGCAAGGUCAACGGCAGAACAAUCCAGUGCACAUUCUUGGCUACAGUACCAGACCCUCUUGUUUCUGGAACUUCUAGAGCACGCAGAGCUACAGGCAUCGCCCUUUCCGUCUCAACCGGAUCAUACAACGCUACUUCCAGUAGUGUGGGAACUCCAACCCCAGUAAUUUCCACAAAGGUUGACAGCCUGACAGACAUUAAUGCUACUCUUGUCAAUGAGAUCUCCCCAAACACAACAGCUUCAACAGAAGGAAACACAACAGCUUUUCCUAUAAUUACCAGCUCUGCUGCAGCAGUUCCACCUCUACUGACUGCUGUGUCUAACAGUGGCUGCGGUUCUGAAAAACUCUGUGCAGCUGAGCCCUCAUCAUGCAACCCCGCUGUUGAAGGCACCUGCUCCUUUUUGUCUGCCAAGCAUAAGAGUGGUCAGAUCUUUUCCUUUGAGCUUUCAGGACGGUCAAGUGGUUACAUCGGCUCUGUCUUUUCUCCUACCACUAUUCAGGGUAAUAACGACUCAACCUAUGUGUGCGCCAACAACAAUGGUACUGUUAAAUUCAUCACUGCCGUCCUCAACGAUAACACAUUGACAGAGAAAUCGCUGAACGUUACCUCUGGCUCUGUGAGGGGAACUAUUACUGGAGAUAAAAUCCAGUGUAUAUUUGAGGCCACACUUCCGGACACCUCUAAACGAGCAGCAGGUUAUUCAGUGUCAAUAUUAAGUGGAACUUUCAACUUCAGUUCUGGAGCUUUAGGAACUCCUGAAACCCUUUUGAAAACCAAUGUGGUAAACCUGACCGACCCUACCGCAAAUGUCACCAGCCUUUCCAACAUCAACGGUACAAAUUCUGGAGUGGUGCCACACCACCAACCUUUAAUACAAGCUCUGCUAGUUCCUGUUGGCGUCUUGGCUCUCACCAUCCUAGGACACUGAUUCAAUCACUUCUCAUCUAUUAACAAUUGCCAGUGAAUGUACAUUUUUGAAGCCAAUUCCCACAAGAGUAUUCCUUGUAGAUUUACUUUCAAAUCCAUGAUGCAGUUUUCUGAAUUAUUUUACAAGUGUAAAAUGGUGUAACAGUAGAAAACAAUGAAGAAGAGUUCAACGUCUUGUAUGCAAGUAUUUAAAUGCAUGAAUGUUGUAUCUCUGCUCCUUCAAAGAGGUGUAUGGGUCUUUAAAACCCCAUAAUUGGAGUUUACAAAAAGCUUUACCACUGUUAGUAAUACAUUUAUGUGCUUUUGACAUGAAAAAGUAUUUUUUGUAAAGCCUGAUAACUUGAUAACUAACCCUGGAAAUGUAACCUUAUGUCUGCUGAGAGGGUGUUGCUAAUACCGGUAAAUCAUUUGAGAUUUGGUCACUGAGACAGCUCAAAAUUAGGAUGUUAACAACAACCAAUGAAAGUUAGUGUAAUGGCUUCAAUAUUUUAACACAUAAACACUGAAAGCAUGUGUAGCUGCACAGUGAACAAGUGUGGGGGACAAAUAAUUGUAAUAUUAAGUUUAACAGGUUACCCUACCAUUUUGCUCAAAUGAUGAAAACAUAUUUAUUUAAAAAAAACUCUUCUACUCUGAGGCUUCUGCAAAUAAAGGAAAUGUUGUUGUCAAAUCUC
Oryzias latipes (Japanese medaka) is the source of this 3240-nucleotide messenger RNA. RefSeq lists its product as uncharacterized. Gene Ontology annotation, biological process: regulation of postsynaptic membrane neurotransmitter receptor levels; regulation of glutamate receptor signaling pathway. The record is from RefSeq and is a predicted model, not a curated record. Lineage: Eukaryota; Metazoa; Chordata; Actinopteri; Beloniformes; Adrianichthyidae.